Mesocestoides corti is the source of this 1251-nucleotide messenger RNA. NCBI's taxonomy places the organism in Eukaryota, Metazoa, Platyhelminthes, Cestoda, Cyclophyllidea, Mesocestoididae. The record is from the annotation of a GenBank genome assembly.
AAGGAGGCAGAGAUGAGUGUGCUUCUAGCUAUAAAACACCAAGCUAAUGGGCAUUCAGAAGCGGCACUAAAACUACUAAAACAUGCUGCUAUACUUGAUUCUCAAAACUCCGCUAUUCUAAAUCUUUUGGGUGAAGCUUUUGAGAAAAUUAUGACUACUUCAAAUAAAGGUCAAAGAUCUUCAUUACUAGUUGGCAGGGACAUUCAGGAGAAUGUGUUGUCUCCUGAACAAUCGAAUAUGCUUUUGACGGCCGAGUCCUUUUACACCAAAGCUUUAAUUACUGACCCAUCGAACGUCAGAGCUUCAAGCAACCGUCGUCGAACUUCGCCAAUUGUAAAGAAACUAGAUCAACAGCGCUUUCGCAACAUUGACAUGAAAGUUGCUCGCUUCUACCUUGUCUCGGAAUCGGACCCUGGCUUAAGGAAAGCGAAAAUCGAACAUUACUUCCAGCAUAUUUACCAUUCAAAUGCUAUUGAAGGAAAUACGCUUUCUCUGGCUCAGACAAGGGCGGUUUUGGAAACGCGUUUGGCCAUUGGUGGCAAAAGUCUUCAGGAACAGAAUGAGGUUCUUGGUUUAGAUGCAGCUUUCAGGUACCUCAAUACGACGUUACUCAGCGGUUCGUCCACGCCCAUAUUUUUAUCAGAUAUUAUGGAACUUCACCGAAGGGUUUUGUCAUUCGUUGACUUGACUGAGGCUGGUCGCCUUCGACAAACUCAAGUUUUUGUAGCUGAUCAUGUCCCACCCCCAGCUGAAAUGUUGCCUGAGUUGAUGAAUGAACUUGUGGAGUGGAUAAAUUCUGACGAGGCUGGAGCCCUGCAUCCGAUCGAGUUGGCUGCCUUAGCCCACUGGAAGCUUGUGUACAUUCACCCCUUCUAUGAUGGCAAUGGCCGUACCGCCCGACUUCUCAUGAAUUUGCUUCUCAUGCGAGCGGGCUAUCCUCCGGCAAUUGUCCGCAAGGAAGAUCGCCAUAUUUACUAUGAAACUUUAAAAACUGCCAACUUGGGUGAUGUGAGACCUUUUAUUCGAUUUAUCGCUGAAUGCACAGAACGAGCCAUUGACGGCUACCUGAACGCUGCCUUUGGCACAGGAACUUCUGAAUUUACGAAGAGGAUUGUCAUUCCCCCAGAUCGUCCCUCCUUGUCUCAACUCGGCCCACUCAUCCAAUACGCUCCAACCCUUAAUUUCCCAUGGAUGCCUAAUAAGGACAUUGUCGAGACCGUUAGACAAUCCGAUGUCAUCUACAGUACUUAG